CUUUACUCAUUAGACUAUUCUUUACAUGUGCCUAAGAAGAUAAGGAUACUUUGGAGGUCCACUAAAAUUCUGAAAAUGAACAGCAGCCUGUCGAAUACCUCCAUCAAGUGUGUUCGAGACACCAGUGUGACAGCUGUGGUUUUCCCUUGUUUAUAUAGCAUCCUCUUUAUAGUGGCCCUGAUACUGAAUUCCCUGGCUGCAUGGAUCUUCUUUAAUAUCCCCAGUACCUCUACAUUUGUGGUCUUUCUAAAAAAUGUGGUGGUGGCUGACCUGCUCAUGACCUUGACCAUCCCUAUGAAGGUGCUAAGUGAUGCAGAUGUGGGCUCUUGGCGUCUACGUGCCGUAUACUGCCGAUACUCUGCAGUUCUUUUCUACAUCACCAUGUACAUCAGCAUCCUCUUACUGGGCCUCAUCAGCCUGGACCGCUACCUUAAGAUAGUCAAGCCCUUUGGGAAAUGCGCCUUGCAGCAGGUCCGGGUCGGUAAGAUCUUGAGUGCAGCUGUCUGGGUGGUAAUGUUAUCUCUAGCGCUCCCCAAUGUCAUUCUGAGUGACCAACCGCCCCGGCUUUCUGGAGGGAAAUUGAAGUGCACCUCCAUGAAGAGCAAUGCUGGCCUGCUCUGGCACGAGGGAUUCAACUAUUUCUGUCAGGUGGUGUUUUGGGGCACGCUGGCUCUGAUGGUGGUGUGCUACACCUUCAUCAGCAGGAAGGUGUAUGAGUCGUACAAGGCCUCCAAGAGCAGCUCUAAAGCAGCAACCCGCAGGACCAAAGCCAAGGUCUUUGUAGUGGUAGGGGUGUUUUUCAUCUGCUUCGCCCCCUUCCAUUUUGCCCGGGUCCCGUACACCCUGACCCAAACCCGGAACAACGCAAAUCACUGCCGGGCACAGAAUGCACUCUACAUUGCCAAGGAGACCACGCUGUGGCUGUCAGCCACUAAUGUGUGUUUAGACCCACUCAUCUAUGUGUUCUUGUGUAAGGUGUUUAGGAGACGACUGACAGCCACACUCAACCGCAAGCCCCUCCCACAGGGCACCCUGGAAUCUCCAACGGCAACCUCAACUCAGCAGGAGAUGUCACAGAUAGUUCACAGCAACAGAGCACAAUAUAAAGACUCACCUUAGCAACCCACUGGACAAAUGACAGCCGGACACAAUCUGUAACCUUAAGUGUCUCAUGCAAUCAAAGGCAAGAUAAAACACUGCCUGGAACAAUGUGGCUUGUAAAUAGCAUUUUAUUUAGAUGACAAAAUUCUGAAACGGAUGCAGAGUCACUGAAAUCAAUCAAACGGAGAAGCACUCUGUGAGAUAGAAAAUGGGCAAACGUGUCCAGAGGCAGUAUAAAGCGUCAUACCAACAACAGCUUAUGGGCUACCUCACUCUUGUGCAAUGCCAUAUAAUAACUGCACAAGAGAACAGCACAAGCAUUCUGGUACAGUUUAUACUAACCAAGCACUUCUGCACUAUGUUGCAAAGUCAUGCAAUACAUCUCCUAAAGUCUGCAUUCUAUCAUUUGCCACUUCCUUCUCUCUAAUCUUGUUCAAACUGCACUUUCCCUUUGCAUGACUUCAGCAGAAUGGGAAACAACUUGACAGUACUAACUCUGUAAUGAUAGGACCAAUGACUGAAUGAUAACAAAAUGAGCAGGAAACUAAGGACUGCAAUG
Messenger RNA from Myripristis murdjan (pinecone soldierfish), 1660 nucleotides. Its product is annotated as P2Y purinoceptor 13-like. Lineage: Eukaryota; Metazoa; Chordata; Actinopteri; Holocentriformes; Holocentridae. Gene Ontology annotation, biological process: negative regulation of adenylate cyclase activity; G protein-coupled receptor signaling pathway. Gene Ontology annotation, molecular function: G protein-coupled purinergic nucleotide receptor activity. The record is from RefSeq and is a predicted model, not a curated record. Bases 76 to 1119 code for a protein of 347 amino acids. The transcript is spliced from 4 exons. Gene Ontology annotation, cellular component: membrane.